AUGCCCACAGCCAGCGUGGACCCGGCGAUGGCCCGGCAGGUGGUGUUCCGGUGCUCGGUGCCGUACUGCGAGCGCUCCUUCGGCGACAGCUUCUCGCUGGCCGAGCACCUCAAGAAGCACGCGGGCGAGAAGCGCCACAUUUGCCCGGUCAAGACCUGCGGCCGCCGCUUCAGCACGCCCGGCAACCUGUCGCGCCACAAGCGCCUGCACGGCCCCAUCCGGCCGCUCGAGUGCCCCGUGGCCGGCUGUAUCUGCACGUUCCGCAGCGAGAACAAGCUCUCCAAGCACAUGAAGUUCCACCUCGGCAGCCCCGUGCACGUGUGCCCGUCGCCCGGCUGCGGUAAGACCUUCAGUACGGCCGGCAACCUCAACCGACACAUCAAGGGCCACCACCCGGAGCUCGACACGCGCAACACCAAGCUCAUGGCCGCCAACAUGAACCCGCUGCCGGGCCUCGACGCGUCCUACGACAGCCCCACGUGCGCCGACGAGCUGCUGCAGGCCACAGAGCACAUCUCCAUGAUGACCGAGCUCCGGACGCCGCUGUCGCCCGCCUCCAGUGUGUCCACGGUGGACGUGGCCCCGUGCAGCCCCGCGCCCAGCUCGUCCUGCGCCUCCCCGGGCGCGUCGCCCAUACCGAGCAUGACGCCGCUGGACAUUGCGAUGGACCCGGAGCAGCUCGACGAACUCGUGUCCAUCCUGAACGAGACAGUGACGGUGGAGGACUCGCAGCCGAGCGCUGCACCCAGCAACAGUUUUCUGAACGAGCAGCAGUCGAUGACAGCGCAGCCCAGCGUGCUCGACGACAUGAUCCGGUUCCACAUCGACAACCUGCAGAUGUGA
Phytophthora sojae is the source of this 843-nucleotide messenger RNA. RefSeq lists its product as hypothetical. Gene Ontology annotation, cellular component: PcG protein complex; transcription regulator complex. Gene Ontology annotation, molecular function: RNA polymerase II cis-regulatory region sequence-specific DNA binding; DNA-binding transcription factor activity, RNA polymerase II-specific. Gene Ontology annotation, biological process: regulation of transcription by RNA polymerase II. The coding region runs from base 1 to 843 and encodes 280 amino acids. The record is from RefSeq and is a predicted model, not a curated record. The transcript has a single exon. Lineage: Eukaryota; Oomycota; Peronosporomycetes; Peronosporales; Peronosporaceae.